Molecule: messenger RNA, 1804 nt
Organism: Diprion similis
Lineage: Eukaryota; Metazoa; Arthropoda; Insecta; Hymenoptera; Diprionidae
Product: alpha-ketoglutarate-dependent dioxygenase alkB homolog 4
Exons: 5
Coding region: 54-959 (301 amino acids)
Biological process (GO): oxidative demethylation
Molecular function (GO): oxidoreductase activity; demethylase activity
Source: RefSeq, a predicted model, not a curated record
UCACGCAUCUGUCGCCGGCAGUAAUUAUUAGGAAAUUCAACGAAUUAAAUAGUAUGGAAACGGUUCGACCAUGCGGCUGCAAAGGGAUUCGAACCUGUCUCAUUUGCGAAAACGAAUACGGCAUAUCGAGAAUGAAACUGGCCGAUAAUUUACGAGAUAAAAAAUCUUACGUCUACUGUUCUUACUGCGACAAAGCUUGGCCCGGAUGGAAUCUUUCUAGCAAUCAACAUCCAAAUCACGUUGGAGAGCCGAUAGACUAUCCUGGUGUUUACAUAGAGCCAGAUUUUUUAAGCAAAAAUGAAGCCAACUCCUUGAUUAAAGACCUCGACGCAUUGCCGUGGGACCUUUCGCAGAGCGGACGCAGAAAACAGAAUUACGGGCCAAAGUGCAAUUUUAAAAAGCGUCGACUUCGUUUGGGAGAUUUCACUGGUUUUCCUGCGACAACUAGAUUCGUACAGGAAAAAUUGGCAAACGUUCCAUUGCUUCAAGGAUUUAAAACAAUCGAACAAUGCAGUCUUGAAUACAAUCCUGAGCGCGGAGCGUCAAUCGAUCCUCAUAUCGAUGACUGUUGGAUCUGGGGCGAGCGUAUCAUCACUGUGAACGUCAUCGGCGACUCGGUUCUCACAAUGACACCCUAUAGAGAUACAUUGCAUCGUUAUAAUUUGCUUGACGUCGCGACUUACCCAUCUGUUGUCGAAUCUGUCUUGGAUUCAAAGAAAACCCAACCCAAUACUGAGGAUCUAGCACAUGUAGUCGUGCGAUUGCCAAUGCCUGCAAGAUCGCUCAUGGUUUUAUAUGGUGCAUCAAGGUACAAUUGGGAACACGCUGUACUCAGGGAAGAUGUUCAAAGCCGUCGUGUUUGCAUCGCGUAUCGUGAAUUUACGCCACCUUAUUUACUAGGUGGUGAUCAUUUUGAUGAAGGUAGUAAAAUUUUAGAGAAAGCAAGUAUAUUUUGGUGAUGGAAAUCACUGUUAUAUUGUAUCGUAAGUUAUUAGGUCAUUUUAUAAAUGGUUAAUUGUAGAUAAAGUGAAUUUUACAUUCAUGUUAAUCAUAGCUUGAAGAUUAGUCACCUUUUUCAAUUUUGAAUCAUUCUAGUUGGAUAUUAAAAUAUCGACUGUCGAAUGUUGUGAGAAAGCCACAACGUCACCAAUUUUCUCAUUGCCAAAAUGUUUGUAAAUUUUUUUAAAUUUAUCAGGUCAAGGUAUAUCGGUAUUAUUAUGAUUAUUUUUCCUUUGAAUAUUGUACAAUUGAUUUAUUGCGCCUGUCCGAUUAAGUGGUCAUGUAAGAAAUUGUUUUGACGAAUAGUCAUAGGUAUCGGUGUAAUUACAAUUUAUUCUAAUUUUUUUACAAUAUUUUGUAUACAUACAUGUAUAUCAUAGUAUAAAUAUCAGUUAUAUUUAUAAAUUGUCGGGUAAAUCACAUUCAUAAAUUUGCAAACCCGUUUUAAACAUUAGUAUCAAUAAUGCAAUAAAUGUUUCUUUAUACCUCUGUGUAUAUAUACACACAUAUAUACUCUUUUAAUAUCUGUUAUUUAUAAAGUCAACUUAAACGCUACACCUAGCCUUUCUCAAUAGUAAUUGCACCUCGUUAGCGCUAAAAUUACGGAUAUUGUUUCUACUAUGGUGAAAUCGACGUAACGUAAAUAAUUUUGCUCGUAUUUACAAAGUUAUAUAAAAAUUGCACAAGUACAUGUGUAACUGGAUGUUACGAUUGUUGCCUUGUGGAGGAGAAAAAUUCUGCUGUAAGUUAAAGUAGAGCAGUGACUUCCUUUUUAGCUGUGCCGAUACGUCAAAUGUUCAGAGAA